GGGGGUGAGUGCCCCGACCCACCCGCCCGCGUACCCCUGACAUGUGGCUGCUCCGGUUCCCAGAUCGUGGCGAAGCUGGAGCCCCUGGGUGAGGAGGAGGAGACCCGCGCUGACCUGAACCCCUGUCGCCGGCAGCCCUCGGGCUGCACCAUCUUCCUGGGCUUCACCUCCAACCUCAUUAGCUCGGGCAUCCGUGAGACCAUCCGCUACCUGGUGCAGCACAACAUGGUGGACGUGCUGGUGACCACGGCAGGCGGCGUGGAAGAGGAUCUCAUCAAAUGCCUGGCACCUACCUACGUGGGGGAGUUCAGCCUGCGGGGGAAGGAGCUUCGGCAGAGCGGGAUCAACAGGAUCGGGAACCUGCUGGUGCCCAACGACAACUACUGCAAGUUCGAAGACUGGCUCAUGCCCAUCCUGGACCAGAUGGUCGCUGAGCAGAACAUGGAGGGUGUGAAAUGGACCCCAUCCAAGAUGAUCGCACGGCUGGGCAAGGAAAUAAACAACCCGGAAUCGGUCUAUUACUGGGCACAGAAGAACAACAUCCCGGUGCUGAGCCCGGCCCUGACAGACGGAUCCCUGGGGGACAUGAUCUUCUUCCACUCCUACAAGAACCCCGGUCUGGUGCUGGACAUUGUGGAAGAUCUCCGGCUGAUCAAUACUCAGGCCAUCUUUGCAAAGAAGACGGGCAUGAUCAUCCUAGGAGGGGGCCUGGUCAAACACCACAUCGCCAAUGCCAACCUGAUGAGGAACGGGGCCGACUACGCUGUCUACGUGAACACGGCACAGGAGUUUGACGGCUCCGACUCGGGGGCCCGGCCAGAUGAGGCGGUGUCCUGGGGGAAGAUCCGCAUGGAUGCCAAGCCGGUGAAGGUUUACGCCGACGCUUCCCUGGUUUUCCCACUGCUGGUGGCUGAGACCUUCGCCCAGAAAGCCAGUGCCUUUGGCUCCGAGAAGCAGCAUGACUGAAACCCCCUGGCUCAGCAGGGCCCCAGACUGGGACGCAGCAUGGGGAGUCCGGAUGGGGAGGGGAGUCCUAGGCCCUAGGAACAAAUGGGCUUAUACCCAAGCCCAAUUUCCCCUCUCCCCGACCCGUCACCGGAGACUGCACCCACCCCCCAGCCUCUGCCCCUGUGGCUGUGCUGGGAUCCCAGGGAAGGCGGGGAGGUUCUGGCUUUAACCCCCUGCUUCCGAAUUCACAAGGGCUGGGGCGUGCCUGGGUGUCAGGACUCCUGGAUUCUAGACCCAGCUCUGCUGUAGAAUGGGGGUGGCCUUGCCCGCCCUCAGGGGCUGUGAAGCUCAGUGCAUUGAGGCCUUAGGUAAGGGCAGGGUUGUGACCAGCUCCCCCACUCCAGGGUGUUGGCAGAGCCUAGCACCCACCCCUCACAUCCGCCUUUGGACUCGUGGCUGGGGGCAGCAGGGCUAGGCCGGGUCCCACUGAUCCAUGGCACGUGUUAAACAUGAUUUUAUUAUUCA
Chelonoidis abingdonii (Abingdon island giant tortoise) is the source of this 1473-nucleotide messenger RNA. NCBI's taxonomy places the organism in Eukaryota, Metazoa, Chordata, Testudines, Testudinidae. The record is from RefSeq and is a predicted model, not a curated record.